ACACCUCAGUGGCAAAAAAGAGGGGACGCGCUAUAGACGGACGGACAGCUAGAAAUGGAAAUGCAGAGAAAAUGCAGCGUCUCCGCUCUGUGAGCUGCAUACACCAGAUUCACUGCCCUAAAUCCUCCCAAUAACGCUGUUGUCGUUGCAAAAAAAAAAAAAAGAAGGGAUUUAGGUUUAACAAUCGUCCUUCGCGGCAGACAGCGUUUGGUGACUGGACUCUUCCGUUCUGUCGCUGCGGCAGAGCGUUCUUCUUCUCUGCAGUCGAGAGCCAAGGCUGUUGUACAGAAGCCAUAGCUGUAUGAUUCGCCUUGUUCUGCGCUGUUUUCAGCUUUCUAUCUAUUCGUUCGUGCGGUAAAGCGCUGGUGGUGAAGUCAACGACAAACCGCUAGUGUGGAUCUAGUGGGCGCAUUUACAUCCAUCUCUAUCGCGUCUACGGUCUGCUACACUGCUGUCGCUUUCAGGAUGGCGCUAACGAUUUGCACGAGAUUCACCGAUGAAUUCCAGCUUUUCGAGGAGCUGGGGAAGGGAGCGUUCUCUGUGGUGAAGAGAUGUCUCAGGAUCUCGUCUGGUCAGGAGUUUGCUGCCAAAAUCAUAAACACCAAGAAAUUGUCUGCCAGAGACCACCAGAAGCUUGAGAGAGAGGCCAGGAUUUGCCGUCUGCUGAAACAUCCCAAUAUUGUGAGGCUUCAUGACAGCAUAUCAGAGGAGGGCUUCCACUACCUACUGUUUGAUCUGGUGACUGGAGGAGAGCUCUUUGAGGACAUCGUAGCCAGGGAGUACUACAGUGAGGCUGAUGCCAGCCGCUUCUUCAGCGACUCGACCUGCUCCCGGCUCCGGGACACCUCCUUCAUGAAGCUAUCGUCCACCAGCCUUGUGAUCUCGUACAUAGCAGCCUUGAAUACCGUCUCCAUGACUCCGGAGAGCUGA
Molecule: messenger RNA, 930 nt
Organism: Oncorhynchus gorbuscha (pink salmon)
Lineage: Eukaryota; Metazoa; Chordata; Actinopteri; Salmoniformes; Salmonidae
Product: calcium/calmodulin-dependent protein kinase type II delta 2 chain-like
Exons: 6
Coding region: 466-930 (154 amino acids)
Biological process (GO): protein phosphorylation
Cellular component (GO): cytoplasm; neuron projection
Molecular function (GO): calcium/calmodulin-dependent protein kinase activity; ATP binding; calmodulin binding
Source: RefSeq, a predicted model, not a curated record